UCUACACUUUGUAGGCAGUUUAGUGAAACGCUACAAACCAACUUAUUCAAUGUUCAAUCUGUUCUGUUUAGGAAUACUUUCUAAUUAUGUUUGAUAAUCUUUUGCGCGGUAUUGGCGGUAUCGACAGUAUGUGAUUCAUAAGUCAAAAUAAUUAUGUUUAUAUCCUAAAAAUAACAUUACUAUUAUAAACAAAGAUUCAUUGUUUAGUUUUAUUUGUUUGUUGUACGUAACGGUGACGCACAACAAGCGAGAUUUGAAGUUUUGGGUGUGCAACAAAGUUUCGAAGCCACGGUAAUCCGGAAAUCACAUAUAUCGAAGAACUUACGAAAUUUGGCAACUAUUACAACAGACAAUUUGUUAUUUCAAGUAUAAUGCAACAUCGGAAUCAUUAAUUUGUUGCUGUUCGUUUAGUAGUUUUUUAUAAAAAUGGGUUUGGGAAGAAGAAAUGGUAGUAGCUGUUGUAGAAAAUGGCUUAUAGGAACUUGUUUGUAUAUAUUUGUUUUAUUACUAUUAAUAUUUUUAAUAGUAUUUGUUGUAGUCCCAGUCGUUUUUAAAUAUAGUGUUGGAAUCCAAAGAAGUAUAAUAUUUCCGUCAUGGGUAAUCGACCCGAAAAACUAUUCAAACAUCGACCAAUUUGGGAUCAAAGGGGUGAAAAACUUCUACGUGAACUUGCAAGAAGAUGACAACUCGACGCUGAAUAACGCUGAAAACAUUACCUUGGGCGUGUGGCAAAUUUUACCUCAUGAAAUGCUAAGUGAACUCAUAGACAACAACGACUACAAUUAUGAUGGUGUUUUAAGUAAUGGAAACUACAGUGUUCUGUUGUACAUGCACGGAAAUGGACAAGACAGAACUGAUUCAGUCGGAACGUAUGAGGUGUUGAGGAAAUUUUUCCAUAUUUUUUCAGUGGAUUACAGAAGUUAUGGAGAUUCAACAAAAGGUGAGCUAACCGAAGCUAACGUAGUCGAUGAUAUGGUAAAAUUCUACAAAUGGCUGCAGUUGCGGACCAACUCAAAAAUAUACGUCUGGGGGCACUCUCUCGGUACGGGAGUCGGUACCCAUUUAUUAGCAAAUUUGAAGAACGAAAAUAUAAGCACCACGAAGGGACUGGUCCUGGAAACGCCCUUCACUUCAGUGACGGAUGUAAUGUUGACUCAUCCUAUCAUAAAGAUGUUCUCGUGGCUGCCUUGGUUCAGAUCAACUUUGAUACAACCUAUGAUAGACAACGAUUUUAAUUUCGAUUCAGCAAAACAUAUUUUGGAUGUAGACUGUCCCAUUAUGAUUGUCCACGCCAAAGACGAUGACAUUAUUCCGUAUUCAUUCGCUACGGAGCUUUACAACAUUGCCAUAAAUAACAGAGAUUAUUCAUAUCAAGGAAAUGUCACAUACCAUCUUCUUGAGGCACAUGGCUAUAGGCACAUGUGGAUUUAUAAGUCACCAGAUCUACCAAUCUAUACAGGGAACUUUAUAGACGAAUGUGAAGAUUUCGAUAACAAAUUAGAUUAAACACAAUAUUUAUGAUCGCAUAGCGACAAGAACUCGAAUGAUGUGAUAAUUAUGGGAGCAACUUUUCUAAUUUUAAAUUAAAGAAAUAAAAUCGAAAAUUUUAGUACUUA
Messenger RNA from Diabrotica virgifera virgifera (western corn rootworm), 1616 nucleotides. RefSeq names its product lysophosphatidylserine lipase ABHD12. The transcript is spliced from 9 exons. Lineage: Eukaryota; Metazoa; Arthropoda; Insecta; Coleoptera; Chrysomelidae. Gene Ontology annotation, cellular component: endoplasmic reticulum membrane. Gene Ontology annotation, molecular function: phosphatidylcholine lysophospholipase A1 activity; monoacylglycerol lipase activity. The coding region runs from base 427 to 1506 and encodes 359 amino acids. The record is from RefSeq and is a predicted model, not a curated record. Gene Ontology annotation, biological process: phosphatidylserine catabolic process; monoacylglycerol catabolic process.